AUGAAGCUGAUCAGUGAAAUUUUUCAUGAGAAUUGUGAUGGCGACGGCAAGAUGACGCCCGACACUUUAAGGGAGCUCCUGCAGUCUCUGUGCGACCAGCACGUUGGCCUUUGGGAUCCCACCGAUGUGGACAACGUCUUGGCCAAUUGGGCUGACAAGGGCUCCAUUGACUUUGAUGAUUUCCUCAGUUGGGUCUACCAUGAUUCAGCCAUGCUCUCCCCGCGGGACGCGUCCUCCGCGUCGCCACGGCAUUUGACCAUCAACUUCGAUGUGAACAAGACCAUCGUCAUGCGUGACAAGACGGCCAACAAGUCCGUGGAAGUCGUCAUCAACGAGGUCUUGGCAGAGACCUCUUGGGGGCGAGUGGUGGAGGACCAGUGGAUGAUUGUUUCCACCAGGCCCAGCUCUCUACGGCCAGAGGUGGAUGGAGAGGAGCUGGUGAGCUACGCGGAGUUCUUGGAGCAGCGGCUCCCGGGCAGCGACCGGCGCAAGGAGCGGCAGAAGCACAAAGGUGCUUUCACCGCUCCGGGAAGUGUCGGGGAACCCAUGGCGCAGCACCAUCGAAAUCUUUGUAAACAGUUGGUCUAUCCAGAUGGCUCCCCGGUCCAGGUGGUGCACGCCUUUUUUCGGCUCUUGGUGGAGCUCAAGCGAUCCAAACGGUCCUUCAGCUUGAUCUUUCGCAGCUUCGGCGAGGAUCUGGAGCUGGUGGCACAGGAGCUGAACUCCUUCUGUGAAGGGAAGCAUCCACUCUUUCCAGGUUUUCGCAUGGAUGGUAGUGAUGGUGAGCCGGAUUACCGCUUCCACAUCACACAUCCGGAGCGCUUCGGCAACUUCCACAUCGAGAAUGAGGACUUGCAUUUGGUCUUAGGCACCAUUGAGCAGCCCGGUGAGGGCCGCUACAAGGACGUGGCGGAUCGAAGCUUGACCUUCUAUGAGACACACCAGCUGCCCGUGACGCGCAUCAUCUCCGGCAUGUCGGCAGUGGUGGAUUUCAUUUGGGAGCUCUCCGCUCAGUGUCUCACUGCUGGCUUUCGUGACAACUUCCAAUAUUGGAAGAUGAAGGGCCACAAGCAGGAGGGCGGCAAGUUCUUCCUCUUCGAUGCGUCUCGGAGCACUUUACGUCACGAGAUCUUCUUCGAUGACAACGUGCACUUCCAAGACUUGAAGAUUGUACGACCCUAUCACAGGAUGCGACAGAGGCGCUCGUGGUGGGGCCUUCCUUUGCUUCGGACUCACGUGUGCCGGGCCGACGCUCUCCGGGCGAUCAACGACGACCUGUACUUCGUCGCCGAAGUGCAGAGGCUCGAAGCCAACUACGAGAGCAAGCUCGCAGUGAUGCAACGCUGUAGUACCUGCUUGAAGCGGCUACCGAUCAAGCACAGCACUUUGACCCUGCCGAGCUUGGAGAGAGAGAAGUACGAUGCCUGGGAAAACCUUCGCAGAGACGAACGGACCUUGCCCGCGACCUCCGAUUCGGACGCAGAUUUCCUGUCGCCCUUGGCAGUGGCCUCUCCGGAAGGGAAAGAGGGGAAACUGAGAUUAUGCUGA
Durusdinium trenchii is the source of this 1548-nucleotide messenger RNA. The record is from the annotation of a GenBank genome assembly. Lineage: Eukaryota; Dinophyceae; Suessiales; Symbiodiniaceae.